Pecten maximus is the source of this 8559-nucleotide messenger RNA. RefSeq lists its product as uncharacterized. The transcript has 3 exons. The record is from RefSeq and is a predicted model, not a curated record. NCBI's taxonomy places the organism in Eukaryota, Metazoa, Mollusca, Bivalvia, Pectinida, Pectinidae. The coding region runs from base 72 to 545 and encodes 157 amino acids.
AUAUGUGACGUACAAACUAAACUCCUGGGUGGUCAGGAACCUCCUGUUUAUUGUACCAUUAUGUGACGGCCAUGCUUUCAUUCCGUUAUAGAUUCUUUAGCUGGAGUAACAAGAGUAAACAACAGGCACAGCCCCAGCAGAGACCGACAACUCCGAGUCCCAAGGUGGCGAGGCGCCGGGACAGUAACUCCAGCGACCGAUCACGUGAUGUGAGCUCCGACGUGAGUGGUGGUGACUCCCCAGUACAUAUGUCUGGACCUCAUCACUCGUACAGCACCAGUGACCUAAAGGAACUCGGCAACACCCACAAAUCGGUCCUUUCCCAGGGCUUUAAGGGGUCUGACAACAGCCUUUCUAUGAGGGCCAUUUCCCCCAACGUGAGACGUAGGUCUGAUGAUCCUGGGCGUGGCAGUGCACUGGCUAAUAAACGACGUAGCAACCUGGAAGUACCGAGGCAAUACCCACUCACCGCACCAACAGACAAACGCAAAUCUGAGAGUGUGCCAUUCAAGACGAACAGCAUUGCUCCCCUGGUGGAGAAGUGAUCUAGCUGAUACAUAUUAUGUGUAUCAAUUGUAUUUCUCCACAUUCAAAGUACUACUAUAACUUAGUUUGAAAUCUUUCAUGUUUUACACAAUUUUUAAAACUUGUCCCUUCAACACAUUCUUAUUAUUAUUCCUUAUUGAGAAAUGAAAUUUCUUGCACUUGUUGACUCUGAUUGCCCACCGCCAUAUUAGUCUUCUCUUUGUUAAGUAUCAGCUAUGUUAAAGUGCAUAGGUGUUCAAUUUCACGGGUGGAAAUUGUCUUGAUUUUCUGUCUGAAACUUAUUCACAUUUUAUGAACCACAAUAUAUCUAAAUAUUUCAGGACACCUUGGGUGGAGUUCUAAAUGUCAUGUAAUGGUUUUAAUAAAUAAGCCAGCAAUGAAGAUGGUUAUGUCUGGGACCUCAAAAUACACACAAGGUUUAAAAUUUGAGGAUUUUGAUGCAUGGGUAAAAUUUAGAUUAGGACCAUCGCAAAUAUUAGCAAUUAUGUAGUUGUGUGGACUGGUAUCUCCUAUUUCAAGCUUUCCUAUCAUUGGUGUCUUUAUAAAAAUAUCAAAAACACUCAGAAGAAACUUCUGUCUAUAUUACAUUUGCUCUGAGUGAUAACACACCUUCACUCAGACUCGUUUGUUGACAGGCUGCUUUUGACCUGUAAACUUUAUCAGGUUCUUGUUCUCUGUGUUAUAUUCCUGUACCCAGAUAUUUGACCUAAUUCUCUGGUUGUAGAUCUGGCCUCUGUGUUAUAUUCCUGUACCCAGAUAUUUGACCUAAUUCUCUGGUUGUAGAUCUGGCCUCUGUGUUAUAUUCCUGUACCCAGAUAUUUGACCUAAUUUCUAAUUCUCUGGUUGUAGAUCUGGCCUCUGUGUUAUAUUCCUGUACCCAGAUAUUUGACCUAAUUCUCUGGUUGUAGAUCUGGCCUCUGUGUUAUAUUCCUGUACCCAGAUAUUUGACCUAAUUCUCUGGUUGUAGAUCUGGCCUCUGUGUUAUAUUCCUGUACCCAGAUAUUUGACCUAAUUCUCUGGUUGUAGAUCUGGCCUCUGUGUUAUAUUCCCAUAUCCAGAUAUUUAGUGCUCUAUCCUAUAGAAAACAGCUAUGGCUCUGUAUUAUAUUCUCCAACCUAGAUUUCUGUACAGCAAUUUAAUCUGCAGCAUAAUUUUUGAAGAAGCAUCAUUUUUUCUUGGUGUUGACUUUAUCUAUAUAUAGCAGUUCAAUCACUAUCCAUUAAAAUGAAAGUUUUACCUCAGAGUAAACUUUAAAUGUUCAUGGGAAUAUUACAUGUAUCACUUGGAUCAUACAAAGUAAGCAUGGAUCAUGUGAAAUAAACUUCAUAUUUGAUGUUGACGCAAUAGAUGUCCACAAUCAAGUAAUUUUUUUUAUUAACGAUAUACACAUAAUUCUAUUUGGUCUUCUCUUGUAAAAAACAUGUAUGUAAAUUGUUUUUGAGUAAUGUGGGAUUUUUAUGCUACUAAAUUGUUAUAUAACCAGAAGUAUUCCUAGAAAAAACUAAGAUACUGUUGGGUUUUUUUUUUUUUAUUAUUUUUUAAUUAUUAUUAGUAUUACUCAGUACAGGAGAAAUGGGGAUAUGUACAUUUAUUGCCAUAAGCAUUUAAUAUAUUAUGGAAGGUAAGCUAUCUUAACCUGAAUUACCAAUUCAUAUACAAACAGAACAAAGAGGAUGUAUACUUGAAGUAUUGUUACUCCUUUGAUACAUGGCUACUAUGUAUAUUACUGAUACUUAGCACAAGUUAAUAUUUCCAAAGUGUUCCAACAUCUAUUAGUACAAAGUUCUCUAGGUGGACGUUCUGGUCAUUUUUUGCUGACAAAGCUUAUUUAAUGGUACAAAAUCAAAUCCCUAUAUCACUUUUAGUAAAAAAAAAAAAAAAAUCAAAUAUAUUCACAUAUCUAAAUCACUUAAAAUGUGUCAGUCACUUUUGUAAAUUGUUAAUUACAUUUUCACAUUGAACAUAACAGUAUUAAGAUAUACAUGUGGACAGCAUUCCUAUUAAGACUUGAAUAUAAUAACUGUUUAUUGUAGAGUCUUUGAAAAAUAUAUAUCAACUUGCAUUUACAGUAGUUGGAAUUAUUAAAUUAUUAAUUAUUAAAAAUUAUGACAUGAAAUGAUUAGCAUAUGCCACUGAUAGUUCUGAUCAAUGAAAUUUAGACAAAGCUUUUAUAAUAGUAGUUAAAUGUGCUGUCACAGGCCCCUGUUAUAUGACCCAUCUAUUAUGAAUCUGUCCUAAGUGUAUACACUAAUAUGUUACAGGUCCCUGUGUAAUAUGACCCAUCUAUUAUGAAUCUCUCCUAAGUAUAUACACUAAUAUAUGACAGGUCCCUGCGUAAUCUAUUGUAAAUCUCUCCCAACUACACACAUUGUUACAAAUCCCUGUGCAAUAUGAACCAUCUAAUAUAAAAAUUCUCCUAUCAGUAUAACAGGCUUCAAGCCCCUGUGGGAAGUCUGUCUCGGAUAUUCAGUUGUUUUCAUGGAGACAGUAAGAUAAAGUGUCUCAUUUCCAGAGAUGAUCAUUCCGUAUUGAUGUUCCAGUGUUUACUAGGACAUCACCACAGCAUGUUGUUGUAAUCACCAUGACUUUUGAUAGGUUUUUUAUAUUUGUUAAGUUUAUUGCAACCGUUAUUUCAUUUGGCAGAAGGAUGUUUUGAGCAUUUUUUUUUAUAUAUGAUUUUAAUAUGUUGAAGUUUUGUGCGAGGAAGAAUCACGAUAUUGGUACUAUGAUUAUAUAUUUGAACUUGAUACAUAUUUACAAAAACACUGAAUUGUUUAUGUUGUUCUAGUCAAGAUACAUCUAUUAAUUUUAUCGUCUAAAAGUGCAAUGUUUUUAUAGAAAUAUUACAGUAAGUUAGAUUUAAAAAUCUAGCAUUUCCUUUCUUCUUUUUUAAUGAAAAAUUAUUGUAAAUUUUCUUUAUACUCACGUACUCCUGAAUAUUUUAUUUGAGCGGUCCUGUCAUGGCUGAGUGACUUUGAUGACUGUUAUCUGAUGGAAUCAAUGUUUACUAGAUAACCAUUAGUAUUAGGAGUUAUCUCCUCUUUACCUUGUUACAUUUUGUUGAUAUAUUCUAGUAUAACAACAAUACUAGAUAAACUGUUUUUAAACAUUGAUGAUGUUAUGACAUUGAUAUGAUUGUUAUGCCAUGUCCCUGCAUUUAACAGAAUGCUUCUCAUUUUUUCGACAAAAACCAUAUCAUUUAUUCAUUUGUUGAACUUUCAUCUGAAUUAGUGUCAGUAUCCAGUGUAAAUAACACAUUUGUUGAUACAAGAAAUAUCACAAAAUCACAAUUCUUGUCAUGUGUGUUUUAUGAGUAAUGUAAUAACUAACAAGAACAUGUCUGAUUCCUAGAACAACAGGAGACCCUUUAUAGAUCACUGUUAAUCUUGUUUUCAAUGGGUUCUCAUUUUUACUAUUUUGGAAAAUAGAAUAAAAUUGCAUAAAAUUAGAUACUGUAUCUUGAAAAUGUAAUUACUGGAGAAUGGAUCAUUUCAUGCUUUCUAUGAAAAGUUUUGUAAAACUGAAAACGUUAACCAUUGAAAAUACAUAAUAUGUACAUUUAGACAUAACUUGUCAGCUCAUCCAAUUAUGUCUUGAAAUAUUAAAAAAGAAUUGUUUUUGUCUUUCUUUUCAGGGCAGUAUUCGGUUAUUGACUUUGAUAUCAAAUAUAAAAAAUAGAAUAUGUGUACUAGUAGCUGUUUGCUUUUCUUUUUUACCCUAUCUGAGAAUUAUGCACAGGUGUACUGAAGUACAUUUUAUAGAUUGUAAUGUCUAUUUGUUGUACAAGUCUACAUAUCGCACAAGUUGUCAUUAAAGUACGAUUCUGAUGUAACUUUCUCCUCAGACAAUUGUACUAACAUCAUUGUUUCCUGGAGAAGUUAUCCCCUGUGUUCCAUACAUAGUCAAACAAUUGUUCUAAACAAUAGUAGGUCUUGUGGUGAACCAAUAUGGUCAAUGACAGGUAUUGUGGUGAACCAGUGGUCACAGACAGGUAUUGUGGUGAACCAGUGGUCACAGACAGGUAUUGUGGUGAUCAGAUGUGGCCACAUACAGGUGUUGUGGUGAACCGGUAUGGUCACAGACAGGUAUUGUGAUGAACCAGUAUGGUCACGGACAGGUAUUGUGGCGAUCAGAUGUGGCCACAUACAUGUGUUGUGGUGAACCAGUAUGACCACAGACAGGUAUUGUGGUGAUCAGGUGUAGCCACAGACAGGUAUUUUAGUGAACCAGUAUGGUCACAGACAGGUAUUGUGGUGAUCAGAUGUGGCCAUAUACAUGUGUUGUGGUGAACCGGUAUGGCUACAGACAGGUGUUGUUGUGAACCAGUAUGGCCACAGACAGGUGUUGUGGUGAACUGGUAUGGCCACAGACAGGUGUUGUUGUGAACUGGUAUGGCCACACAGGUAUUGUGGUGAACCACUAUGGCCACAGACAGGUAUUGUGGUGAACCACUAUGGCCACAGACAGGUACUGUGGUGAACCACUAUGGCCACAGACAGGUAUUGUGGUGAACUGGUAUGGCCACAUAAAGGUGUUGUGGUGAACCAGUAUGGCCACAGACAGGUGUUGUGGUGAACUGGUAUGGCUACCAACAGGUAUUGUGGUGAACUGGUAUGGCCACACAGGUAUUGUGGUGAACUGGUAUGACCACACAGGUAUUGUGGUGAACUGGUAUGGCCACACAGGUAUUGUGGUGAACUGGUUUGGCCACACAGGUAUUGUGGUGAGCUGGUAUGGCCACACAGGUAUUGUGGUGAGCUGGUAUGGCCACACAGGUAUUGUGGUGAACUGGUAUGGCCACACAGGUAUUGUGGUGAACUGGUAUGGCCACAGACAGGUGUUGUGGUGAACUGGUUUGGCCACACAGGUAUUGUGGUGAACUGGUAUGGCCACACAGGUAUUGUGGUGAACUGGUAUGGCCACACAGGUAUUGUGGUGAACUGGUAUGGCCACACAGGUAUUGUGGUGAACUGGUAUGGAUACCAACAGGUAUUGUGGUAAACUGGUAUGGCCACACAGGUAUUGUGGUGAACUGGUAUGGCCACACAGGUAUUGUGGUGAACUGGUAUGGCCACAGACAGAUAUUGUGGUGAACUGGUAUGGCUACAGACAGGUAUUGUGGUGAACCAGUAUGGCCACAGAGGUAUUGUGGUAAACUGGUAUGGCCACACAGGUAUUGUGGUGAACUGGUAUGGCCACACAGGUAUUGUGGUGAACUGGUAUGGCCACAGACAGGUGUUGUGGUGAACUGGUAUGGCCACACAGGUAUUGUGGUGAACUGGUAUGGCCACACAGGUAUUGUGGUGAACUGGUAUGGCCACACAGGUAUUGUGGUGAACUGGUAUGGCCACAGACAGGUAUUGUGGUGAACUGGUAUGGCCACACAGGUAUUGUUGUGAACUGGUAUGGCCACAGACAGGUAUUGUGGUGAACUGGUAUGGCCACACAGGUAUUGUGGUGAACUGGUAUGGCUACAGACAGGUAUUGUGGUAAACUGGUAUGGCCACACAGGUAUUGUGGUGAACUGGUAUGGCCACAGACAGGUAUUGUGGUGAACUGGUAUGGCUACAGACAGGUAUUGUGGUGAACUGGUAUGGCCACACAGGUAUUGUGGUGAACUGGUAUGGCCACAGACAGGUGUUGUGGUGAACUGGUAUGGCUACAGACAGGUAUUGUGGUGAACUGGUAUGGCUACAGACAGGUAUUGUGGUGAACUGGUAUGGCCACAUACAGGUAUUGUGGUGAACUGGUAUGGCUACAGACAGGUAUUGUGGUGAACUGGUAUGGCCACACAGGUAUUGUGGUGAACUGGUAUGGCCACACAGGUAUUGUGGUGAACUGGUAUGGCCACACAGGUAUUGUGGUGAACUGGUAUGGCCACACAGGUAUUGUGGUGAACUGGUAUGGCCACACAGGUAUUUUGGUGAACUGGUAUGGCCACACAGGUAUUGGUGUUAACAAUUAAGGACACCAUCAGAUUUUGGAACUAACAUGAUUUAAUUUCUAUUAAGUACAGUGUAUGCGGUAAUACCGAUUGUAUUACUUGUGUCUCUUUCAUUGUGUCAGGUUUAAAAUUGUGGAGAUGUGUGAAUUUUUUCAAUGAAUCUGAAUACAACUGUUAAUCUAUGUGUUUGAUUGAUAGUUAUGAAAUUGAUAUAUAGAGAAUAGGUAGAGUUAGGUAGUGUUAUAACUCAAUAUGUCAUGCAUAACUGAUAGUAGGCAAUCAUUUAUAGGGCUCUUAUGGGGCUUAGUCACUUACACUUUGUGUGAGAAAAUAUUUGAGAAAGAUUUCUUUGUUUGAUAGGUGGUCAUUUUAUAGUAAUUGGUGACUACCUCAUUUACAAUAUACAGGAUCUAUCAAAAGAAAGUGGACUAAAGUGGCUUAGGAUUCCACCAUGACAGCUCUGGAUAGUCGGUGAUCUCGGCUUCCUGAGAACUACAAACUGCCUAUAUCAAAUAGGGAUUAAAAUUUGUAUGAGUGCUAAAAUAUUGUGUCUAGCCAUUUGAUUUGUUUAAUUAUAAUGAUGUGAUAUCUCACUAAAGUAUAUGGCCAUUAAUGUUGUAGGAUAAUGCUGAUUUAUCAAAAUUACAAGAAAAAUACAGAUUUGUAUUUAUAUGCUAUGACCAUGGACAUCUCUCUCAACUCUUGAUUCAACACUUUUCAGUGUCCAGAACUCUGGUACUAAACAAUCUGUCUAUCCUCUGUCUAUCCUCUGAUGGAUACUUUUGUCUAUGCUACAGUUGGUUGAUUGAUUCUAUUUACACGUGUAUGUGACGACUUGACUCUGUAAUAAUAAUAAUAAUAAUAAAAUAUUUUAUUAAAGUGUCACGCAUUGAUCAACAGUAAAAUACAAUUGCAAUUAUAAAAUGUACAAGUAAAAGUGAUCAAUACCCAGCCAUAAUUAUUUGACUUUUGAGACACUAUGAAACACUAAAACUCAUAAAUUACUCGCAAUCAAUUGACAUAUAAUCCACUCAUACAUUAUUUGUGACUAGAAAAAAGUAUCAUAUCAAAACAUAUUCACUGUGUAUUGUACUUGAAUAUUAAACAGGAAACGGUAUUACACAAGAGGGUGAGCUUAUUGCCAGGCAUGGGGCUGUUACCAGUGAUAUAGGACAGCUUGAUACACUUUUAAUUACACAAGAGGGUGAGCUUACCAGGUUUUGCCAGGCAUGGGUACAUGUAUAUUCAUUGCAUAGUUUGAACAGUAUUUGAAGAACACAUUCGGCAAUGUAUGUAUUACUGAUCCUUUCCUGACGAACAUUAUGAGAAUCUGAUUUCACGGAAACAGAAGACAUAUCUCUAUCUGUACAAAUAAAUAUCAGCACAUCAGUGUAUUUUGUAAUCAAACUCUUGUGACAGUGUUCCAAUGUCAACAAACUCAAUUUUAUUUUUUUAACUAUUCCCCAAGAUAUAUUUUAUCCAAUUAUCUAACAUAAUUUUUAUACUAAUUAAUGAACUUACUCUGCAGAAGUUUAUUAGAUUCAUUGCAAUCAAAUGUAUUUUUUGUACUUUGUACAGAACAUUAUUUAUUUUUUUCAUGACCUUUUGCACUUGUAGGAAAUCCUUUUAAUAGCAAAAAUCAUUGAACUAUAGGGAUAGUAUAGUUAUUGGUGCUGCUAUUAUAAAUGUCUUUCAAACAUGAAAAUACAAUUUCUUUUCAGAAAUAAAUAUAAGCCAUACCAUUUUUUAUAUAUACAGUAUAUAAAACAAAAUACUAUGUUUGUUUCAUUCACUUAAACAAGAUUUUUAUAAUUAGCACCAAGACCAAUAAUUCAUAAAUACUCUAGUUUAUAAUGUACACAGUAUAUAUACAAUGUAUAUAUAUGUAUAAGGACCAUAUGUCUGGGGUCACCAUACAACUAUACUGCUCUAUAUGACUGGAGGAAUGGUUGGUGUAUAUAGAAUAGUAUAUAACCUUUCAUCUUUUACUUUCUAUUUUCAUUUCUUGUGAAUCUUUUUCUUUGUUAAGACAUUUGGUAAAAUAAAAUCUAGUCAGUUACACAAUUUCA